Messenger RNA from Bradysia coprophila, 979 nucleotides. RefSeq names its product ubiquitin thioesterase otubain-like. Gene Ontology annotation, cellular component: nucleus. Gene Ontology annotation, molecular function: cysteine-type deubiquitinase activity; ubiquitin binding. Lineage: Eukaryota; Metazoa; Arthropoda; Insecta; Diptera; Sciaridae. Gene Ontology annotation, biological process: protein K48-linked deubiquitination. The record is from RefSeq and is a predicted model, not a curated record.
UAUUCGCAUCUGGUCACACAUUUUUUCUUUGUGUUGUCAUCGUUGUCAUAAAAUAUUUUUGUGUGUUUAUUGGUUUUCCCUAUUAAUUAUUAGAAACAAUAUUACUGAAAUGGAUGAAAAUACUCAACCCGAAGCGAAUAGUGAUGAAUUAAUCAUGCAGCAACAGCGUCAAAUUGAAAAGGAGAUCAGCGAAACAACGCCACUGGUCAGUGAUCUGCAAACCAUUUCUACGCUUAACAGUGAAUAUAACGACGAUGCCGUAUAUUGUUCCAAAGUAAAAGAUCUGGCAGAGAAAUACAGUUCUUUACGUAAGACUCGACCGGAUGGUAAUUGCUUCUUUCGUGCUUUUGCCUAUGGCUAUCUAGAGUAUUUGGUGAAAAACAAAGAAGAUUAUGAAAAGUUUCGCGAUCUGGUACUGAAGGCUAAGGAUAAACUGGUGAAACAAGGAUUUCCUGAACUGACGUUAGAAGACUUCCAUGACACUUUCAUGGAAGUUAUCGAUCGGGUUGCACCAUCGGAAAACAACGAAGAAAAUCUUGAAGAAUUACAUAAACUGUUCAACGAGCAAGGAUAUUCAGAUUAUAUUGUAGUUUUUUUGCGACUGAUGACCUCCGGCCAACUGCAAGAGGAAGCCGAUUUCUUUUUCAAUUUCAUCGAAGGUGAAAUUACGAUGACUGAAUUUUGCCACCAAGAAGUGGAACCAAUGUACAAGGAGUCUGAUCAUAUUCAUAUUAUUGCCAUUUGUAAAGCACUGAACGCAAACGUACGAGUCGAAUAUAUGGAUCGGGCCGAUGGCGACAAGGUGAUGGCCCACGAUUUUCCGGAACGUAAUAAGCCGAAUGUGUUUCUAUUGUAUCGGCCGGGUCAUUAUGACAUCCUCUAUCCAAAGUAAAAAAAAAAUUGAAAAAGAAAUUUGUUUGCUAAACGGUUGGACUAAAUUAUAAUCAAAUAAAUUUUUUGUUUUAAAUUGCUUUUAUCC